Messenger RNA from Acipenser ruthenus (sterlet), 2470 nucleotides. Its product is annotated as regulator of nonsense transcripts 3B-like. Gene Ontology annotation, biological process: nuclear-transcribed mRNA catabolic process, nonsense-mediated decay; positive regulation of translation. The transcript is spliced from 10 exons. The record is from RefSeq and is a predicted model, not a curated record. Bases 117 to 1514 code for a protein of 465 amino acids. NCBI's taxonomy places the organism in Eukaryota, Metazoa, Chordata, Actinopteri, Acipenseriformes, Acipenseridae. Gene Ontology annotation, cellular component: nucleolus; cytoplasm. Gene Ontology annotation, molecular function: mRNA binding.
GAGGUGUCGCUCACAACACAAAUCCUCCCAAACAGAAAGUUCGUGCGCCGCUGCGUCGGGUCGGUGCUGUUUGAAUAUCACACGAAAACCCACAGCAAUCGGAAAUAAAGAGGAUCAUGAAAGAGGAUAAAGAGAACGCCAGGCCGAGGGAGAAGACAGUGGACACGAACUAUGACGAGAACGAAAAGUGCGAGAAGCCCAGUAAAGAGAAGAAAGAGAUCAUGACGAAGAUUGUUAUCCGACGCCUUCCUCCCAGUUUGACGAAGGAGCAGCUGGAGGAGCAGCUCGAGCCCCUCCCCGAGGUGGAUUAUGUUGAGUUUUUUGCCAAUGAUACAAGCUUGUAUCCACAUCUGUUUUCCAGGGCCUAUAUCAAUUUCAAAAACCAAGAAGACAUUGUUUUGUUUAGAGAUCGAUUUGAUGGCUAUGUAUUCAUUGAUAACAGAGGCCAGGAGUACCCGGCUGUUGUGGAGUUUGCACCUUUUCAGAAAAUUGCCAAAAAGAAGAGCAAGAAAAAGGAUGCCAAAGCUGGAACGAUUGAAGAAGACCCAGAUUAUAAGAAGUUCUUGGACAUCUACAAUGGAGAUGAAGAAAAGUUAACUUCUACUCCUGAAACUCUCCUUGAAGAAAUAGAGGCCAAAACCAAGGAACUAGAAGCUGCAAAGAAAACUACUCCACUUUUGGACUUUCUGAAAAACAAACAGAGAAUAAGGGAGGAGAAGCGAGAGGAGAGGAGGAGGAGGGAGCUGGAAAGGAAGAGGCUUCGGGAUGAGGAUCGCAGGAAAUGGAGGGAGGAGGACCGGAGGAAACGCAAAGAGACUGAAAAGCACAGAAAAGGAGGCGAGAAAUCAAAAGAAGAGCCAAAAAUGAAGCUCCUGAGGAAGCCAGAAAAAGGAGAUGAUCUUGACUCGGACAAAGUUAAAGAGAAACCAAAGAAAGUGGAAAAGGAGAGGAUAAAGGAUGACAAGCCCUCUACAGGGGUUGGGGGUGAGCUGAAGAAACGUCAGGAGAGUGCACACUGGGAUGAAAAAGGAAGGAAGACAGAAGAGGAAAGCCGAAAGGAUUAUAGAGACAGAGACUUUGAGCGAGACAGAGAAAGGGACCGGGACAGAGAGAGGGAGAAGGAAAGAGAGAGGCGUCAGAGAGAGAAGGAACGGAUGAGGCGCCAGGACGAGGAGCGGCGCCGGAGGAGGGAUCGACACGACCCUGAAAACACGUACAGGAGGCGAGAUGAGGAAGUAAAGAAAGAGAAAGACCGCGUGUGGGAGAAGAAGAAAAGCGACAGCGCCGCGGACUCCACAUCCAACCCAGACAAGCCUGAAAGAUCAGCCAAGGAGGAGAAGAAGGAUGGGCCCAGCAAGAGGGACCGUUUGAGAAACAAGGAUCGGCCGGCCAUACAGCUGUACCAGCCUGGAGCACGAAACCGCGGCCGUGUACCUGCCAGUGCAGAGUUUCCGGGUGAAGAGCAGACCCCUGAAGGGGAGACCAAGAGCCCUCAAGAGAAAGGAGAAGAAUGACAGCAGAGAUGAGGAGGGAGGUUCCCUGUCAUCAAGGCAGCCUGGCAACAGAGCAUGUGCUGCAGCAGUGCCUGCCAUCAUCUGCUCCUUACUUCCUUCCAGUAUUUGGGGGGGGGGGACAGACUGUGCUGUUUGAGUAAACCAGGGAAGCCUCCCUGUCAAAAUGCUGAACUGCUGGGGCAGUAUGAGAAGCCAAAGCAUGCAGGGACCAAGCGAACCUGAAGUGACCUUAAUGAGGCACAGAGCUGGAUAUAUAGAUACAACAGUGCAGUUUUUAUUUGAGAAAGCAAAACAUGCUUUGCAUCCUUUAUUGGUUUGCAAGAACACCUGCCUAGUUUGUUCUCACCUUUAGUUGCAUUUUUCUUAGUCUACACUUACUAGGCUUUGCAUUUAGUGUUUGAUCAGUACCUGAAACUAUUUAUGUUCAGGAUAAGCCUGGCUGAUGCAACUUCUCUACCUGUGGCCUUACACAUUUUCAUAUCUCUUAAAGAGUGUAGUUUUUCCCAUCACAAGACUUUUUAAAGCAAAACUGGAAAAUAUCAAUAGGGUGGUUUCUGAAUUCCUUCUUACAUACAUUUAAAUCAAUUCCUCAAUCCAAGCAUGUUCAUUUUUAUACAGUGAAGCUUAUGAAGGUCAGAAGAGUGGUGUAUACUGUACACAUUCUUUUUGCAGUGCUGAAUACACAAGUGUACAGUUGUUUAAUAUGAAAGGAGUUCUCAUGGUGACCAAUACACCAGCAAUUCUUUUUUAGUGCCCUGCAUAACGCAUCUCCUCAAACUCCAUCUGCAGCAUGACGCUGGAUUUAUCAACACUGUUAUUUACAGUUUAGAAGGUGGAAAUAAUUCAUUUAAUCCUGGAAUGUAAUGUUUUGUUAUUUCCCACAUAUGUGCUUGAGCUCUGUGUGUACAACUGUAAGUCUUGUUUAAGCUGUUUUAAUAAAACUGUUCAGCAAACAA